GUGUGUUUAUUUGUGGCUUUGCGCGAAGUUGAAAUUCAUGUGCGUUGUAUAUGGUUGUUUAUAAUGAACGUGGUGAGCUUUACCUUGCACGUGGAUAAUAACAUAUAUUGACGGUAUUAGGCGCAAACGAUACGUUGAAACACUGUGAGGAUGAAUUUUACAUUCGGAACUCCUGUUUCCAAACCUGCUACAGGUUUUACCUUAUCUCUUCCCGCGGCGAGUACUGAAUCCAUGGUAAAUAACGCCUGGUGGAGAAUCUGAUGAACUGCAAUCGCGCCUACCAGGAUUAUAGUGCAUGGAACCCCAUCAUCCCCACGAUCUUUUGUAAUCAAAGACGACAGAGUGCGCCAUCAUCCAUGGCAAGUGGUAAUGCAGAGGACAGCCGAGUUCCGCAGUUCCACCAGUAAGGAGGCUGCCGCUGGGAAAUGUGCCACUACGUCAACAGCUGCUGCAUCAGGAACAACAGCACCAGCAGGAACAAGCACAGUGGCGACAACAACCGCUGCUACUGGCUUCAGCCUACCUUCGACUGCAGCAUCUGGCUUCUCCCUCAUCUCAAGUGCUGCUACAUCAACAGCUACAGGAACUGCACCCACGACCAUUCAGGCUAUAGCAAUAAGCUCAUCUGUACAGGCCGGACUGGGUGCAACCACUGUGGUUUCAAGUGCAGCAGGUACAACUUCGUCUCUUAACUUCACUCAGCUUGAAGAAAACAUAAACAAAUGGACUCUGGAAUUAGAGGAACAAGAAAAAGUUUUCAUGAAUCAGGUUGUGCAGAUUAAUGCAUGGGACCGCAUGCUUAUUUCUAAUGCUGAAAAGAUUGUGAAUUUGAAUAGUGCUGUGGAACAAGUCAAGCUAGAGCAGCAACAGCUGGAACAUGAACUAGAUUUCAUUGUGGCUCAGCAGCGAGAACUGGAAGAAUGCUUAGUUCCUUUGGAAAAAGAACUUGAGAACACUAUUACUACAGGAAUAGAUCCUGAGCGGGAGCGAACUUACGAUUUGGCUGAGAAUCUGGAUUCUCAGCUUAAACAGAUGUCGGAAGAUCUCAAGGAACUUAUUGAUCUGUUGAAUGAAAUGAAUCGCAGUGGCAAGGAUUCAAAUGAUCCGUUUGUGCAAAUUGGCCGGAUUUUAAAUGCUCAUAUGAACUCUCUGCAGUGGAUUGAUGAAAACACUACUCAGCUCGCAACUCAGAUUGAACAAGUAUCAAAACUGCAUGACAUACUCAAAAGGGAGAAUGAACGAUCUUUCCAUCUUACUUAUGAUAAAGAUUAUUAAACUCUGUACAACAAACCACUGUAAUUAUGUUUUUCAAUAAAAAUUCAGAAAUUAA
This is a messenger RNA of Schistocerca cancellata (South American locust), 1330 nucleotides long. It is a transcript of the gene Nup62, whose product is annotated as nuclear pore glycoprotein p62. Gene Ontology annotation, biological process: RNA export from nucleus; protein import into nucleus. The record is from RefSeq and is a predicted model, not a curated record. The coding region runs from base 370 to 1275 and encodes 301 amino acids. Lineage: Eukaryota; Metazoa; Arthropoda; Insecta; Orthoptera; Acrididae. Gene Ontology annotation, molecular function: phospholipid binding; structural constituent of nuclear pore. Gene Ontology annotation, cellular component: nuclear pore; nuclear pore central transport channel. The transcript is spliced from 7 exons.